GAGUCCGCGACCCGGGUAGUGCUCUUGGGCGCUCCGGGCGCGGUGCCUGGGGCAUUCGGGGUCCCGCGUGCUUGUUCCUUGCACCCCUCAGCCGCUGCCAGGCGACCGACCGGUCUGCUAGGCUGUCUGCAUUGCGCCUGCGUCGGGCGUCAGUCACCGCCAUCAUGCUGCUGCCCGUGUUCACCCUGAAACUGCGCCACAAAAUCAGCCCCCGCAUGGUGGCCAUAGGGCGAUACGACGGGACUCACCCGUGCUUGGCGGCUGCCACCCAAGCGGGCAAGGUUUUUAUUCAUAACCCUCACACACGGAGCCAGCAUUUCAGUGCAUCUAGAGUCUUCCAGAGCCCCCUGGAGUCUGAUGUUUCUCUCCUCAACAUUAACCAGACAGUCAGCUGCCUGACUGCAGGAAUCUUGAACCCUGAGCUUGGCUAUGAUGCGCUUUUAGUGGGAACACAGACCAGUCUUUUGGCUUAUGAUAUCUACAAUAAUUCAGAUUUGUUCUACAGAGAGGUAGCAGAUGGAGCAAAUGCCAUUGUGCUGGGGACACUGGGAGACAUUGCCCCCCCUCUUGCAAUCAUCGGUGGCAAUUGUGCUCUUCAGGGUUUUGAUCAUGAAGGAAAUGAUCUCUUUUGGACGGUUACUGGAGACAAUGUUCACUCCCUGGCAUUGUGUGACUUUGAUGGUGAUGGGAAGACAGAGCUUCUUGUUGGAUCUGAAGAUUUUGACAUCCGAGUUUUUAAAGAAGAUGAGAUUGUGGCAGAAAUGACAGAAACAGAGAUAGUCACCUCUCUGUGUCCCAUGUAUGGCAGUCGGUUUGGUUAUGCCCUUUCCAAUGGCACAGUUGGAGUUUAUGACAAAAUAGCCCGAUACUGGAGAAUUAAAUCCAAAAACCAUGCCAUGAGCAUUCAUGCGUUUGACAUUAAUUCUGAUGGUGUGUGUGAGCUGAUAACUGGAUGGUCUAAUGGAAAGGUUGAUGCUCGAAGUGACCGGACUGGGGAGGUCAUAUUUAAAGACAACUUUUCUUCUUCGAUUGCUGGUGUGGUAGAGGGAGAUUACCGGAUGGAUGGCCAUGUACAAUUAAUCUGCUGCUCAGUGGAUGGGGAAAUCCGAGGCUACCUGCCAGGCACAGCUGAGAUGAAGGGGCACCUCCUGGACACAAGUGUGGAGCAGGACCUGAUCCGAGAGCUGAGUCAGAAGAAGCAGAAUCUCUUGCUGGAACUCCGAAACUAUGAGGAGAACACCAAGGCAGAACUGAGCAGUCCCCCGAAUGAGGCUGACGGACAGAAAGGCAUAAUCCUAGCCAAUACCAAGCUCCACACUGCCCUCUCAGUCAAUCUGGGGAAUGAUACACAAGAAGCCCAUGCAGAAUUACGCAUUUCCACUUCCAAUGAUACCAUCAUCCGAGCAGUAUUAAUUUUUGCAGAGGGAAUUUUUGUGGGUGAAAGCCAUGUGGUUCACCCUAGCACUCACAACCUUUCUAGCUCCAUCCGUGUCCCAAUUACACCUCCCAAAGAUGUCCCUGUGGAUCUGCACUUGAAAAUCUUCGUGGGUUACAGAAGCAGCACCCAGUUCCAUGUAUUUGAAUUGACAAGACAGAUCCCCCGAUUCACCAUGUAUGCGAUGACCAGCCCAGAUUCGGCUAGUGAGCCCGCCAGUUACGUGAACUUUAUCAUUGCAGAGAGGUCACAGAGGAUGGUCACUUGGCUCAACCAGAACUUUCUGUUGCCAGAAGACAAUAACAUUCAGAAUGUCCCAUUUCAUGCCUGUUUCACAUCUUUACGAAACGGUGGCCAGCUCUACAUAAAAAUAAAAUCAAGUGGUGAGGUCACUGUCAAUACUGAUGAUAUUGAUCUGGCUGGUGAUAUCAUCCAGUCGAUGGCAUCCUUUUUUGCUAUUGAAGACCUUCAAGUAGAAGCAGAUUUCCCUGUCUACUUUGAGGAAUUACGAAAAAUACUGGUGAAGGUGGAUGAGUACCAUUCAGUGCAUCAAAAGCUCAGUGCCGACAUGGCUGAUAAUUCUAAUCUCAUCAGGAGUUUGCUUGUCAGAGCUGAGGAUGCGCGUCUGAUGAGGGACAUGAAAACAAUGAAGAAUCGUUAUAUGGAACUCUAUGACCUUAAUAAAGAUUUGCUAAGUGGAUAUAAGAUUCGAUGUAAUAACCACACAGAACUGCUAGGAAACCUGAAGGCAGUGAACCAAGCCAUCCAAAGAGCAGGCCGUCUACGUGUUGGAAAACCGAAGAACCAGGUAAUCAGUGCUUGUCGGGAUGCGAUUCGAAGCAACAAUAUCAACACACUCUUCAGAAUCAUGAGGGUGGGGACUGCUUCUUCAUAGGAGAGCAAAGCCAAGGAAGGAAGCUCCUGGAAAAGGUUAUGUCUAGAAAUCCAGGCUGAUUUGCUCACAGUCACAACCUGGUGAAUCCAGGCUGCUAAGAAUGAAAACUAUGGUAACCUAUGACUAAGGACAGGUGUUCCAUCUGACAGUCAAAGUCUCCUUUUAUUUGACAUCCAUAGUACCACUGCUGAUUUGUAUGAAAUGGUAUGACUACCUUAAAAUAUCAGGGUAUCAGAGUGUAGCUUGGUUUUUUAUAUGAAGUUAGUAUAUGAAUUUAUCUCCUUCCCCCUUGAAAUUGUAAUUGAAAUUUAAAAUUUGAAAUGGAGUAUUUACUUUUUCAUUAAAAAUAAAAGAUACUGGUCCUUGUUGUUGAUUAUAAAUUACCAUAAAGAAAUGCACAAAACAUCUUUAUUUUGUGAAAUUUAAAAUUUCAAGGGUGUGUGUAAACAAGUUUAUGUUAAGGAAAAACACAUUUCAAGGUGGUCUAACAGGGUGGCAUUAGCUGCAAUACAGAUCUCCAAAUGCACCAUUGGCUGCUUGUUUUCAUUCAUAAGGUCCCUGAAAGAGACUUGCUUAAGGAACCAUCUCAUUCUUGUAUGUAGUGGUGGCUUUAGGGCCCUGCCUGCAAGGCUGCCCUAGGACCUUGUAUCUACCCAACAAGAGAAAGGGAAGAGAGAACAAAGAGGAAUCAUACUUCCUGACACAGUGCAGGGUAGCCACGUUGAUAUACUCAAGCAACAAGUGGUUGUCACAGGAUGAGAUUUCAACUGAUUUUUGUACUUUUCAACAUUGUUUUAAUUUCUCAAUAAUGACCGUGCAUAUUUAUAUAGUCUGAAAAGACAGAAAGCUGUUAUCUUUGGAGGGAAAUCCACCUUGAGGUAAAGGAAUUACAGGAAACUGGAAGUUCACAGCUGGACACCGUGGUGUACUUCUGUAAUCUUAGCAGUUGGGGAGCUGGGGUAUACACCAAUAAAUAAAAUAAAGAGUUAGAGGCUCACUGUUAAGAACUAAAAGAAACAUGUCAUUGGUUACACAGAAAGUAGCAGAGCUUUUAUCAGGAUGAGGUAUUAAGAGUCCACAUUUGAUGCUUGCCCUAUGCCCAAAGCAUCAAUCAGUUAGGAUCAAGAAUGAAGCAGAGUAAUGAGCUGAGGCAAACUCAUUGUACAUAUCUGACAGUGUACUUGGACAAACAAGGCGGAAGCUUUCAGGCUUCCAACCUGUACAGCAUGUUAAAAAUACUCUAUAUUCAAUAGCCUU
Molecule: messenger RNA, 3587 nt
Organism: Cricetulus griseus (Chinese hamster)
Lineage: Eukaryota; Metazoa; Chordata; Mammalia; Rodentia; Cricetidae
Source: RefSeq, a predicted model, not a curated record